This is a messenger RNA of Paramacrobiotus metropolitanus, 844 nucleotides long. RefSeq lists its product as uncharacterized. Bases 106 to 468 code for a protein of 120 amino acids. The transcript is spliced from 2 exons. The record is from RefSeq and is a predicted model, not a curated record. NCBI's taxonomy places the organism in Eukaryota, Metazoa, Tardigrada, Eutardigrada, Parachela, Macrobiotidae.
GUACGGAUAUACUCGGAUAUUUACAUCUUCACCAUGUGAACUAAUAAAGUGCAAUCCGGCUACGUGAUCGGAACACGGCAAGAUCCCUUGGUGACCUUUAUAAUAAUGACGCCCAAGUGGGUCUGGAUGGUCAUUCUGCAGCUGAUGGCCAUGCAGUGCAUGCUGUACGGCAGUAACAAAGCUGAAGCGGGCUUCACGAAAUUUUAUUUUGCCCAAAACAGUGCCAAACAAUUCCUACCUGGUCCUGCCGGACUUCUCAUGCACUCGCACUUGCCACGAUGGUCCAUUGUACCUAAGGUGCAAGGUAAGCGGGAAGCAGGUCAAACCUUCGCCUACAGCCCUGUGCCGGCGGGUGCGAUAAUGGGAAAGUCUGGAACUGUCAUCGGAAAAUGCGAUACACACCAAGAAUGCCGGCAGCGCCUCCUCACAUACUUCAACCGGAUUGUUAAAAUGAAGAAUAAUGGAUGAUCACCUUACAACAAAAUCUUGUCCUUUUUUGUGUCCUACACAUCCAGAAUAACCAGUUUGAAUUACGCAUGAUGCAUGUAACUGUGCGCCGCCGAUCACCAUGGAACACCACUUCAAAACCUAUCAGCGAAAAAUAUAGAUAUGUUCUGAUUAAUAAGUCUCUGUCUUCUAUUUGGAAGGAUUUGUGAAUAUCUUUAAUUUUUAAAUGGGAAACUAAUAAUUUACCUAUUUGUCAGGUAAAAUGUGAGGGUGUGUGCGUAAAACAUACUCGAAAGUAAACUACACUGUUACGGCACAAUAACUCUACUUGUAUUAUCAAACGCGCUGCUGUUUAUAGAUAUUGCUUACGGUUGAGCCCAGAAAUAAAAUUGCGUUU